This is a messenger RNA of Linum tenue, 5988 nucleotides long. The record is from the annotation of a GenBank genome assembly. NCBI's taxonomy places the organism in Eukaryota, Viridiplantae, Streptophyta, Magnoliopsida, Malpighiales, Linaceae.
AAGCAGCAAUCUUCUUCUAUUGGGCUAAAAAUGUUAGGGAAUCUGGGCUAGUACACGUGGCAAAUCAGUGAGACGCUUUGAAUCACCCGCGUAGCCGUUGAUGACAAGACACCACAGGAUAAGAAGAGGGAAAAAGGAACGAACAGAAGAGGAGAGCUUUCGAGCAACAAUGGCGUCCGUAACGUCUCCCUUCACCACAACCAACGCCUCUUUCAUUCUCCGACCGAACUCCCAAAAUCACCAGCCUGCUCACCGUUCCUUUCCACUGCCUCCGAGAGCUUGCCUGAACGAAUCCCAAGACCAGCACCGUAUCCAGCUCAACCGGCGGCAGUUCAUUUCACAAACCGCCGCCAUUGUCGCUGCCACAGCUCCUCUCACGCUCAUCGAUCAGAGUCCAGCAGUAGCUGACGAGGCGCUUUCUCAAUGGGAAAGAGUUUACCUCCCCAUCGACCCCGGCGUCGUCCUCCUCGACAUUGCAUUUGUCCCCGAUGACCCAACACACGGGUUCGUAUUGGGGACAAGGCAGACUCUUCUGGAGACGAAAGACGGGGGAGCCACUUGGUUUCCGCGAUCCAUAGCUUCUGCCGAGGAAGAAGACUUCAAUUACAGGUUUAAUUCCAUUAGCUUCAAAGGAAACGAAGGCUGGAUUGUUGGUAAGCCGGCGAUUUUGUUGUACACGCCUGAUGCCGGCGAAACCUGGAAAAGGAUACCGCUGAGUGCUCAGCUCCCCGGAGACAUGGUAUACAUUAAGGCAACUGGGGAUCAAAGUGCAGAGAUGGUCACUGACGAAGGGGCUAUCUAUGUUACGUCGAAUAGGGGCUAUAACUGGAGGGCUGCAGUUCAGGAGACUGUUUCAGCUACACUGAAUAGAACAGUUUCUAGUGGUAUUAGUGGUGCAAGUUAUUACACAGGAAGCUUCAAUACUGUUAACCGGUCUCCGGAUGGGAGAUAUGUUGCUGUCUCCAGCCGGGGCAACUUCUAUAUGACAUGGGAGCCUGGUCAGGCAUUCUGGCAGCCACAUAAUAGAGCAGUGGCAAGAAGGAUUCAGAACAUGGGUUGGAGAGCUGAUGGGGGUCUUUGGCUUCUCGUUCGUGGAGGAGGACUUUAUCUCAGCAAGGGAACUGGGAUAACAGAGGAUUUUGAGGAAAUCCCUGUUCAAAGUCGUGGUUUUGGCAUUCUUGAUGUUGGCUACCGCUCUCAGGUUAGUGUAUUUUCGAGAUUUUCAGGCUUUCAUGUUUCAGUAGAAGAGGCUUGGGCAGCAGGAGGCAGUGGAGUUUUGUUGAGAACCACCAAUGGAGGCAAGUCAUGGAUUCGAGACAAGGCAGCCGACAAUAUUGCUGCAAAUCUUUACUCCGUGAGAUUUAUGGAGGGAAAUCAAGGGUUCGUUCUAGGAAAUGAUGGAGUCUUGCUACGGUAUCUCGGUUAAUGUGCUCCAUGUAUUGAGGCCUUCUCCCUAAGAACAUCUCCAGCAACAGAAUACCGUAGCUGUACACAUCUCCACUGGUCGAUACAUCACUCCCCAUCCCGUACUCUGCAAGUUUCCAUAAUUCCAGAUCAAGCAGGUGGUAAACAAGUACAAGAUGAGAAAAAAGCGAAAAGAAGCAAAAGCUUUUUUACCUGGUGCACUAUAACCAACUGUUCCUCUAACACCAACUGAAGAGCUUGUUGCUGGGCUGCUGAGCGCCACUUGUGGGAGAAACUUUGCUAACCCAAAGUCACAAAUAUGUCCCACCAUAUUGACAUCCAGCAAGAUAUUGCUAGGCUUGAGAUCACAGUGAACCACAGGUACUCCACUAUCAUUAUGAAGAUAAUCCAGUGCAGUGCCAACAUCAAUCGCUAUGUUCAACCUUUGGAGGACACUUAACUCCUCCCUUCUUCCUGUUUCAUGUUCUUCAAGUAGCCCGGGAUGAAGCCAUUCCUCCAAGCUCCCAUUUACCAUGAACUCAUACACCAGGGCCUUGAAAUCAUUACCCUGGAAGUCGAUUCCUGAACACACGGUCAGUAACUUCACAAGAUUCCUGUGCCUGAUGUUCUUCAACACUUCGCAUUCUGCUACAAAGCUCUUAAAUGCUCUGGCAUGCUGCAGGUUCAGCACCUUGACGGCAACAAACAUCUUGUUGUUGUCAUCUAUGGCUAUAAGCCCCUUGUACACAGAGCCAUAGCUGCCUGCUCCGAGCAAAUUAGCAGACGAAAAUUCAUCAGUUGCUUGGAGUAGAUUAUGAUAUGUAGUCCCCAGAAGUGUGUUCCCAGUAAAGGGCGAAGCUGCUUCAGGGUCUUUGGUUUUCUUCCUCAGGAACCGAAAGUACAAGAAUGAAAGAAGUGCAAUGAGCCCUAAGAGACAACUUACAACCGAGAUUAUGAUCUUCACUAUUGUGCUGAGACCGCCUUUCCUGGAACUCUCCACGGAGCACUUUGGUAAUCCAAACUCAGGCAUUCCCCCACAGAGCUCAUUAUUCCCCAUGACCAAAGCUUUAGUUGCAUUCCUGAAAACUCCCUGCGUCGACAGAGGACCUUGGAAAUGGUUGUAGGACAAGUUGAGGGUCACCAACGAGGUGAACUCCUGGAGAAAGUCUGGUACUUCUCCUGACAAGUUGUUGCGAGAAAGGUCCAGAAUUUCCAAACCUUUGAGCUCCCUAAGAGAUGAAGGGACAGGGCCCUGAAGCAAGUUCCCCAUCAGGUUCAGGGUCUCCAAUCUCACACACUUCCCCAAAUUGGACGGGAUUGAACCUGACAGCAUGUUAUUGCUGAGAUCGAGUUCGCCCAAGUUGACCAAGUUCCCAACUUCAUCAGGAAUCCGGCCACUCAACCUGUUCCAGGAGAGGUUGAAAACCAAACCCAAGGCCGGGAGGUUGAGAAUCUCCACCGGAAUCUCACCGCUGAGUUCGUUCUCCCCGAGACUCAGCGCCGACAAAUCCUGACAUUUCCCGAAGCUCGGAGGAAUCUCGCCUUCCAGGUGAUUCCCUUCCAGCCAAACAUGGAGCAAUUUGGUCCCGUUGCCAAUAUUGGAAGGAAUUUUUCCUGUCAAGUUAUUGUUCUGAAUCUGAAGUGUCAUCAACUUGGGUAGCAUCCCCAAUUCAACAGGAAUUUCGCCGGAGAGAUUGUUGUCGUUGAAAUCCAGCUGCUCCAAGUUGAUAAACUUAUCAAGUCCCGGCGGAAUUGUUCCUGUAAUCCCCGGGGUUAGCAUUAGCGCCAGCCUGAUGAAAGUCGUUGAGUAAUUGCUUAUGCUGUGAGGCAACUUCCCGUAGAAAUUGUUCAUCCCGACGUUGACCACUUCCAGAAACGAGCUGUUUGUUAGAGAAUCAAGGAAGAGAAGAUCGUCCACGCCAUCUUUACCUCCAUGUCCUAAGCUGUUGUUCAUCAUUCCCAGGAAUUGAAUCCGGUUCAGUUUCGCCAGAGAAGGAACUCCGCCAUGGAAAUUGUUGUGACCAAGGUCGAAAAUUUGCAGGUUUGUUGCGUUGGACAACGAGUCAGGAAUUCGGCCGGUGAAAUUAUUGAGAACCAAAUUCAGAUGGAACAGAUUCGGCAGAGUAAAUCCUAAUUCUGGCGGGAGGGUUCCGGUGAGUUUAUUGUCCAUGACGCUGAUCGCCUGAAUUGAAGACGAAUUGAAGAACUGAAGCGGGAACGGACCGGAAAAUCGGUUCGCCCCGAAAGAAACGAUUCUUAGGCUUCUCGACCAGGCCAGAGACUCUGGAAUCCCACCGAAGAACUCAUUCCUAGGCGCGGAGAUCGCCUGGAGGGAAGACAAGUUGCCGAAACAGGGAGGAAAUUUUCCGGUGAGGUUAUUGAAAUGGAUUGAAAGCAGCUGGAGGUUCAUGAGAUUGCAGAGCUCGAUUGGGAUUUCUCCGGUCAAGCCGUUGUAACCGACUCGCAACAUGGUGAGAUUCGAGCAGGCGGAGAGGUUUGCAGGGAUCGUGCCGGAGAUGGAGUUUUGGGCCAGGACGAGAUCCUGGAGGCGGCGGAGGCGGCCGAUCUCCGGCGGGAUCUCGCCGGAGAUGGUGUUGUUGUUGAGGACGAGGUGGGUUAGGAAGCUCAAGUUGCCAACGUGUGGGGAGAUUGAACCGCUGAGUUGGUUUAACUCGAGGUUGAGUUGGGUCACUCUCUGCUCUGUCUCGUUGUUGCAGGUUACUCCCUGCCAUUGGCAGAAAUGGAGGGUUUGGUUCCAUGAGCUCAGAGCUCCCAGUGGGUCUAUUAGUGCUGACUUGAGUUGGAGAAGUGCUAGUCUGUCCGUUUCGUUGCCGCCGGCAGCGGUCGCCGGUUGAAUAUGGAUCUGGGAGAGUGAGAGUAGAAGAAGGAGAAGGGCAGGAAGUGGGACAGAGGAAAUGUGAACCAAGUCAAUGAACUGGAGAAAGACCGUCGGCAAUGAUUGAACUGGGAAGGACGCGGCGGGGAUGAUGAUGAUGAUGAUGGAUUAGCCCUCUGUUCUUUCUCAUUGUUGCAGAUUAGGCCCUGCCAUUGGCAGAAGUGGAGGGUUUGGUUCCAUGAGCUCAGAGCUCCCAUUGGGUCUAUCAGUGUUGAUUUGAGUUGGAGAAGUGCUCCUCCGUCGGUUUCGUUGCUGCCCGCUGUUAUAUGUCUGCGAGAGGAGGAAAUGUCAACCAAGGUGGGCAUAUUUUUGCUUCUUUUAGUUGGUGAUUACUGGUUUGCAAGUGUGUACAAGGGUUAAAGAAUCAAUCUUUCGUUUCUAGCCCUUUAUCACAACUAAGUCCUGUCUUGGGCGAAAUUAUGGUCUCGGUUAUAAUAAAGAAUCAAUCUUUUUCUGUAGUGGAAGAAAAGAAUCAAGAUUUGUUAAUCAUUAGAUUGGGGGUAAGGAAGAAAGUCAAUGGCCUAAGAGAAGUUGAAUGAGAACUGUAGGGAAAGGAAGAAAACAAGUGGGCAGAGGUUUCGGAUUUGCGCAGAUGUGAUCAUAGACAGCGAAGAAGAUAUUCGACAGCGAAAGAAAGGGGCCUGCCAAUAAGAUAAGGGUAAUGCUUCACCCACUCUGUUUCGGAAUCACUAUUGCAAGUUGGUGGCGGCGCCAUUUCUUUGACUUCUCAUUCAGUUAGGGAGAAGUUGACUUGAUACAGCAAAGGUUGGAUUCGAUGAUGCUGCCGAGAAACAAUUGUUCAGUUGCCCUCAUCAGAUUACUUGUACAAUAUCAUAUACAUUCAGAUACAUCAAAAGUAGCAACGAAAUGCUAUUGUCCUAUUAUUGUGACCACUUUUCUGGGCAUAAUUAUGUCUCUUCACUACAUUCUAGCUUUAACAAGUUUGUCCCUCACUGCUGUUAGCUUAGUUGCAGCAUCACUGAUGCUCAUUCGUUCUCUUGGCAUUUCAUUUGAACAUUCAACCCCAACUUGUAUAAUCGAAACCACUGCCUCCGUCGACACCUUCUGCGUUUCAUUCUUGCUAUGAUCGUCGCUCGAUCUACUGCUGCUGCUGUCGUCUUGUCUCUCCAGAAGCACAGUGGGAUCUACGAUCUCUGUUGCUUUAUCAGCCAAAGCUGCUGCUGAAAAGUUAUGGAGAUUCAACCCAUCUUUGAACGCUUCAUCGGUAGGCCUUCUCCCUGUGAACAUCUCCAGCAACAGAAUGCCAUAGCUGUACACAUCUCCGUGGGUAGAAACUUCACUCCCCAUUCCGUACUCUGGCGCGCUAUAGCCAACUGUUCCUCUAACACCAAUCGAAGAACUCGUCAUACUAUUUGCUGGAGUGUUGAGCUCUACUUGUGGAAGGAACUUUGCUAACCCAAAGUCUCCAAUAUGUCCCACCAUAUUGACAUCCAGCAGGAUGUUGCUAGGUUUGAGAUCACAAUGAACUACCGGUACUCCACUCUCGUUAUGAAGAUAAUCCAGUGCGGUUCCUACAUCAAUGGCUAUGUUCAACCUUUGGAGGAGACUCAACUCUACCUUUGUUUUUCCUGUUGCUUGUUCAUCAGGAAGCCUGGGAUGAAGCCAUUCCUCCAAGCUCCCGUUAACCAUGAAGUCAUACACCAGGGCCUUGAAAUCAUUACCCUGGA